UCUAUAUAUAAUCUCUGGACAUUUCUGCAGCUCGCUUCCUCGGGAAUCGGACAACUUUCGAUAUCUUUGUUGACAAAAAAACCCGCAAUACAAAAAAAAAACGCACAGAGAGAGUGAAGUACAAUGGCUAUCACGGUGCCGAGACGGGGGCUCUUCAUCGACGGCGUUUGGAGAGAGCCUAUCCGUCGGAAACGCCUCCCAGUCGUCAACCCAGCCACCGAAGAGAUCAUCGGUGAUAUUCCGGCUGCGACUGAGGAAGAUGUAGCUUUUGCGGUGGAGGCUGCCCGGAGAGCAUUUGCUAGGAAUGACGGCAAGGACUGGGCUAGAGCCUCUGGGGCUAUUCGUGCCAAAUACUUGCGUGCUAUUGCAGCUAAGAUAACAGAGAGAAAGUCUGAACUAGCUAAACUUGAGGCAAUUGAUUGUGGUAAACCACUGGAGGAAGCAGCAUGGGACAUGGAUGAUGUGGCUGGAUGUUUUGAAUAUUAUGCUGACCUUGCUGAAGGCUUAGAUGCUAAGCAGAAGGCUCCUCUUGCUCUUCCGCUAGAGAGCUUUAAGGGUUACAUUCUCAAGGAACCCAUUGGAGUUGUUGGAUUGAUCACUCCAUGGAACUAUCCGUUGUUGAUGGCUGUAUGGAAAGUGGCUCCUUCUCUGGCUGCUGGUUGCACAGCAAUACUCAAACCUUCCGAGUUGGCCUCACUGACGAGUUUGGAGCUUGGAGAUAUCUGCCGUGAAGUGGGUCUUCCACCCGGUGUUCUGAAUAUUUUGACUGGUUUAGGCCCUGAAGCUGGUGGUCCCCUCGUGUCUCAUCCCAAAGUUGACAAGGUUGUAUUCACUGGAAGCAGUGCAACUGGAAGCAAUAUUAUGGCUUCCGCAGCUAAAUUGGUGAAACCUGUUUCUUUGGAGCUUGGAGGGAAAAGCCCCAUCAUUGUUUUUGAUGACGUUGACAUUGAUAAAGCGGUGGAAUGGACAAUGUUUGGUUGUUUCUGGACUAAUGGUCAGAUCUGCAGUGCAACAUCUCGGCUUCUGGUGCAUGAGAGGAUAGCAGAAGAAUUUUUGGACAAGAUGGUUAAAUGGACGAAGAACAUUAAGAUUUCAGAUCCUCUUGAUGAAGGCUGCAGGCUCGGUCCCGUCGUCAGCAAAGGGCAGUAUGAGAAAAUACUUAAGUUUGUCUCGAAUGCGAAGAGUGAAGGUGCGACUGUCUUGUGUGGUGGAGCUCGUCCUGCGCACUUGAAGAAGGGAUAUUUCGUUGAACCUGCUAUCAUUACAAAUGUGACUACUUCCAUGCAAAUCUGGAAAGAGGAAGUCUUCGGUCCUGUUCUCUGUGUCAAAACAUUCUCCACAGAGGAUGAGGCUAUUCGGCUGGCAAAUGACUCUGAAUAUGGAUUAGCUGGUGCAGUAUUAUCAGAUGAUCUGGGGAGGUGUGAUCGUGUAAGCAAGGCAAUCCAGGCGGGGAUUGUGUGGGUAAACUGUUCGCAGCCAUGCUUCACCCAAGCUCCAUGGGGUGGCACCAAACGCAGUGGUUUCGGCCGUGAAUUAGGAGAAUGGGGACUUGAGAAUUACCUGAGCGUGAAGCAGGUGACUCAGUACAUCUCGGAUGAGCCAUGGGGAUGGUACGAGCCUCCUUCCAAGCUCUGAGAUUAUCACAUAAACAGAAACUCGUAUAAUAAUGUAAUGAGAUGUCCAAGUCUAAAGACCCCUGUGUGAUCUCACUACAUAUUUGAAACAUAGACAAAGGUAAUGUUCCUUGUGUAAGAGAGACCAAGCUACUGUCUUGAAAUUCACUAAUUUGGCCGUC
Molecule: messenger RNA, 1795 nt
Organism: Tarenaya hassleriana
Lineage: Eukaryota; Viridiplantae; Streptophyta; Magnoliopsida; Brassicales; Cleomaceae
Product: betaine aldehyde dehydrogenase 2, mitochondrial
Exons: 15
Coding region: 124-1635 (503 amino acids)
Molecular function (GO): oxidoreductase activity, acting on the aldehyde or oxo group of donors, NAD or NADP as acceptor
Source: RefSeq, a predicted model, not a curated record